Molecule: messenger RNA, 1445 nt
Organism: Fundulus heteroclitus (mummichog)
Lineage: Eukaryota; Metazoa; Chordata; Actinopteri; Cyprinodontiformes; Fundulidae
Gene: sdf2l1
Product: stromal cell-derived factor 2-like 1
Exons: 3
Coding region: 90-752 (220 amino acids)
Source: RefSeq, a predicted model, not a curated record
UUGUCAGGCGUCGAUUGGUUGUGGACCGAGGCAGCGAUAGCAGGAGUAGAAGCUGAGGGUCUGAGCCGGUGUGAGAGGGAUCUGAGAAUAUGGAGAGACUGUGUUUAUUCCCCGGGUUACUCCAGUGGCUGCUGCUUCCACUGUUUCUACUACUGUUGUCCGGCUGUGAGGGGAGAGAGUCGGAGCUGGAUUAUGUGACCUGCGGUUCGCUGGUCAAACUGCUCAACACCCGACACAACGUCCGCCUGCAUUCACACGAUGUCAAAUACGGCUCAGGUAGUGGACAGCAGUCUGUAACCGGAGUGGAGAGCGCUGAUGAUGCCAACAGUUACUGGCAGAUCCGUGGGAAGCCAGCACAUCCAUGUCAGCGUGGGUCAGCCAUCAAAUGUGGUCAGGCCAUCCGAAUCACACACAUGAAGACCAGCCGGAAUCUUCACACACACCACUUCAGCUCCCCCCUGUCUAAUAACCAGGAGGUCAGUGCCUUUGGAGAGAAUGGAGAGGGUGAUGAUCUGGAUGUGUGGACGGUACAGUGUGAGGGAGUCUACUGGGAGCGUGAUGAGGCUGUGCGCUUCAAACACACAGGCACAGAGGUCUUCCUCAGCGUUACAGGGGAGCAGUACGGCCACCCCAUUCGAGGCCAGCGCGAGGUACACGGCAUGAGCUCCCCCAACCAGCACAACUGGUGGCGCACCACGGAAGGUGUGUUUAUUCAGCCCAGCCAGGAGCCGCUGCGGCACGAUGAACUCUGACACAUCAGCUCCGUGAUAAAAUUAUUUUGGACAUGCUUUCUUGUUUUGUGGUGCUUUUACAGCUCGCCUGUGCCAGAUGUGCUGUGUGGACGAUGUAGAUAAUGACUUUUUAUGUGACAUGGGGGACUAUGUUUAUUGAAUCUGUACACACUGUAGUACCAAUGUAUUGAGUUUUUAGAGAAAACACAGAAUACAGACAAAUUUGAAUUACCCAAUCAGCAUAUAAUCUGCUCUGAAUUUCCACAUAUGAUCCCUGUAUCCCAUUAGGUUUGUUUAGAAAUAAAUCCAGCAACACUGGUUAGCCUAAUAUGAGACUGUGUUUAAAUAUAAAACUUGUUUUGGUUAAUUUCUGCAAUAACACACUUUGGGGAGGGGGGCUGAUGAAAGCACUAAUGCUGUUUAUAUUCCCAGUAAAACUGUCUGACAUACUUUGAUAUGUUCUGGUAAUAGUUCUGUAUGUGCAGGUCAGGUAUGUCAUAGGGCAGCUAGCCACUCUACAUUUUGGUGGUUAUAACCAGGGUUUCAGAGGGUUUUAAAGUCUUAAAUAAAAAAAAAAUACAUUUAAGCCCUUAAACAGUCUUAAAUAAAUAGAAUUAUCAUGUUCAAGUCUAACUUUUUUUAAUAGGUCUUAAAUUUCUUUCGCCCAUUUAACAUUACCUCAUAUGCACAAUAAAAUACUCCUGCGACUCUUAA